This is a messenger RNA of Corvus hawaiiensis (hawaiian crow), 5750 nucleotides long. RefSeq names its product zinc transporter 10-like. Gene Ontology annotation, biological process: intracellular zinc ion homeostasis; manganese ion transport; zinc ion transmembrane transport. Gene Ontology annotation, cellular component: membrane. Gene Ontology annotation, molecular function: zinc ion transmembrane transporter activity. The transcript has 4 exons. The record is from RefSeq and is a predicted model, not a curated record. Lineage: Eukaryota; Metazoa; Chordata; Aves; Passeriformes; Corvidae. Bases 51 to 1361 code for a protein of 436 amino acids.
UGCGGGCGGGCGCUGGCGCGGAGCGUUACCGGCGGCAGCGAGCGGCCGCCAUGGGGCGGUACUCGGGCAAGACGUGCCGCCUCAUCUUCAUGCUGGUGCUCACCGUCGGCUUCUUCGUGGCCGAGCUGGUGUCCGGAUACCUGGGCAACUCCAUCGCGCUGGUGUCCGACUCCUUCAACAUGCUCUCGGACCUCAUCUCCCUCUGCGUGGGGCUCUCCACCGGGCGCAUCGCCCGCCGCAGCAGCCGCGGUCCCCGCGCCACCUACGGCUACAGCCGGGCCGAGGUGGUGGGAGCGCUCAGCAACGCCGUCUUCCUCACCGCCCUCUGCUUCACCAUCCUCGUGGACUCCAUCCUCCGCCUCGCCCGGCCCGAGCCCAUAGACGACGCCCAGCUGGUGCUCAUCGUCGGCACCCUCGGCCUCGCCGUCAACGUCGUGGGGCUCCUCGUCUUCCAGGACUGGGGCGCCUGCUGCCGCCGGAGACGCCCGUCCGCUCGUCCGCCCGCGGCCGCCGCGCUGCGGGACGUGCCCGGUGGCAGCCCGAACGGCGAGGCAGAUGAAGCAGGUGAUUCACCAAAUGACCAAAAGAGCCCUGAAGAGGGGUCAGAGAAGAAAAAAGAGAAAAAGUCUGAAGCAUUGAACAUCAGAGGUGUUCUUUUGCAUGUUAUGGGAGAUGCACUUGGAUCUGUGGUCGUGGUAGUUACUGCUACUAUCUUCUAUGUACGUCCUCUGGGGGCUGCUUCGUGUAAUUGGCAGUGCUACAUUGAUCCAAGCCUGACAAUAAUUAUGGUGUUCAUCAUCCUGUCUUCUGCAUUCCCACUAAUAAAGGAGACCUCAGCUAUUUUGUUGCAGAUGGUCCCCAAAGGUGUUAAUAUGCAACUACUGACUGACAGACUAGCUCGUGUACCAGGGGUUAGCAGCUUCCAUGAGGUGCAUGUCUGGGAGCUUGCAAGUGGGAAGAAUAUUGCCACCCUUCAUGUCAAGUGCCAAACCCCUUCUGACUACCAAGAUGCUGCUUACAAAAUACGGAAGGUUUUCCACGAGGCAGGAGUCCAUUCCGUGACCAUCCAGCCUGAGUAUGUUGACCACAAGACUUCUCAUCUACUGUGCAGCUCACCCUGCAUCUCAAAAGCUUGUGAUUCUCAGCUGUGCUGCAGCCAGAGGGAGCCCCCCAGGGCUAAAACGAAUGGCUACAUGGAGAAAAGAGAAAGUUGCCUUUCCACACAGCACAAAGACGAUGGUUCAAGGAAAAGUGACAUUGAAAUUCCUGUGGAGGACCCAGUGGCAGAGGAGAGCGUGAGAAACGCGAAAAAUUGUGACGUGUCUGAUGACAAAUCACAGUUGUGUGGUACACGAUUUUAGGCAAUUCCCUCUGCUCUGUGUCAUGUUUUCAUGGAGCAAACAUAUCCUGGUUGGGAAGGGGGGCAUCAGUCAUUGUAGCUGAUGUAGGUGUGGCAAAAAGAUUUCUGUGCUUUAGCUGUAAACCAAAAUACACCUAAACCCCCCUUGUACCUGAAAUAAGGAUUAAGAUUUCCACCAAGGCUGUUGUGUUCAUCUAAGAUUUUUGUGAUGCAGCCUUACCCAGUUCCUUACCAAACUAAGGGUGAAUUCCUGCUGUUAGAGUGGAUGGUGUGUAUCUCUCUGUCUGCACUGAUGUUUGCUGUUCACAGCCAGUGGCACUGGGAGAGAAACUCUGGCCUUUCCUGCUGAAGAGAGCUGUUUCUUAAAAGCUCUGUGGCCAGUUAAUGACUGUACUGGGCUGAAGUACUGUAUAUUUACAAAGGACUUCAGUAGAGAUGCUUUACUGAUCCUUCAACCCCAUUUUUGCAUGGACAGUUCAUUUUUCACAGUAACACUUCUGGCCAGUGGGGUUUGUGAAUGAAAUUAAGAGUAUCUAAGGGGAAGCACUCAGGAAUUUUGACUUGUGUUGUUUUCUUGAUUGACUCCUGUAUUUAGGGACAGAGCAGAAGCUGGUCUUGCUUCUCCACAAACAAUAUUGGAGUCCCAGCUUAAUCAUAGAUGAGUGUGCUAAGGAGUAGGCUGCUUUCAUGAAAGCAAAUAAAUACCUACUAGCAUUGUCUGUAUGGACUCUAGCAAAUGGAAAUGCAGGCAGUCAUCCAAAUAACUAUUAUCUUUUUCACUGCUGUGAUUGUACAACUCAGUCUUUUCAAAUUCUUUUUAUCCUUCUCCUGACAACACAAGUUCUAAGAGCCAUGGUCUUAUUUCAUCAUUGCGCAGGAUGAUUGCAUUAUCUUUGACACUGAGUCUGUCAUUAUUCAUGCUGAAUAAAUAAGCUAAUGUGUUUAUUAUGAACAGUUGAAAAUCUGAAAUUCUAUUAUUAAGGCAUAAUUUAAUAUUGUAUUAAUUAAGGAAGCACCUUUAAAGUCUCAUAUGCAGUAUUAUCACUCAGAGAGAGCUUUAAAAAAAUUAAACCAGGAAAUUUUUCCUGGUUUAGUCUUGAUUAUUUCUUCUCGGCUGGUUUUAAAGGUCUGAACCUUACCCUCUGCCCUGGCUUUCCUCCCCCUGCCCAAAGGUGUCUCUCAAAGCGUAUUUAGUGAAGGAGUUCACUAUCUUUUUGCUGCUUGCUCUUUCUGAAGGUAUGCAGGGGUGCUCUAAGGAAAACAAGGUGAUGUGUGCCCUGUCACCAGUGCUGGAUUUCAGGUGCAUUCCACAGGGUUCUGGGAGAGGAGACUCACUACCCAAUCCACACUGAGUCUAGUGCUUGGUCUCCCUGGCUAUGCAGAUCAGAUCCAGAAGAUUCCAAAUACAUUUUGCUGGCAAAAGCAGCCUUUCAGUGAUCUGUGUGGCCUGGAGAGGCAAUUUCAUCCAUUUAUUCACAAGGACACCUUUGUGAAAUAGAGGUGUCUUUACCUCAGUGACACAUUAACAGAAAGGGAAAAUUGAUUUCCAGCCUGGGCUGGGAAAAUACUGGGACCUCCUUGUAAGGAUGGCUUAAAAACAGCCAACUCCUUAUUAAUAAAGAUGAUUGCAAUAAUUCAAUUGAUAUUAAAACACAGAAUGAUAUUUUACUACUUGGAAUGUGGUAUUUACUGAAGCAGUGAUUCCAGUCUAAAUAGAACGUUUCUGGAAUUGUAAUUACCCCUUUUAAACAAAUUUUUGGGUGAAUUAAGACACUUUAUACUAUUUCACUGUAAGUUUGUAUUAUACAAAUUAACCUAUUUGUUAAUAUAAUUAAGAGCUUGAUCCUCCAGCCUCUUUGAUUCCUUUGGCAGCAGCAGGAUCUUGCUUGGCAGUUAUUGCACCAGCUAAUGUAAAUCAGGAAACAUCAUAAGAAUUGCUCUGUCUUUUACAAGCAUGUGCUGUGAAGUAAGACAGCCCUUUGUUCUGUUCUUUUUUUUCCUCUUUAUUUUCAUCUGUGAUGGUGUUUCGAUGUAAAUGAAAAAUGUAUUUAUUGUGUUUUUGAGAACUGGAAUAGAAAGCUCCCAAAAUAACAACAAAGUCUGUGGGAGAACUUUCUUCACAGAUAUCCUUUAAAACAAGCACCCUUUCAUAAUUAUGCAUUUGUUUCCUAAAUUAGGUAAUUUUAUAUAUAUAUAUACACACACACAUUUUAUUAAAUGGUUGAAAGCUGGAAUGGCAGUAUUUACUCUGGGAUUAAAGAAAACUAGUAUGUGUGAUGUUGGGGCAUUUGUCAAAAUGGGCAAUUUUUAUUCUUCCAGUGUUAAAACCGUGGCUAUGUAUUUUUAAAUUUUUUUAAAAGUGUUGUAAUCUGAAAAUACAAUGAAAUAACAUCCUUAAACUUUUUUUCUUGUCUGGUUGAAUGGACUGUAACUGCUGCUUGUGAAUAAAUGGGAAAAUACUAGGCUUAUAGAAAUCUUCAUAUCUAGAAAACAAACAGAUUUUAAAAUUGCUUUAUUACUUAAGCAAGCAAAACCAACAGAGCUAUGUUAUUUAUGAGCUAAACCUUGCUUUUUUUUUUUUAUGUUGGGACUUUCAGGGUAUUCAACCAAGGUUUCUGACCAACAUCUUUGCCUUCCUUUCAGUAACAAAAUAUUUUUCUCCUGUAGUGUGUGUCCCCUCUCUACUUCUGUGGGAGACUCCAUUCCAAUGAGUGUGUAUUUUGUAUUGGCCUGUUUCCCUUCAGUUCUUGGCAUAUCUCUUCUAAUUCUGUUGAGGCGGGCUUCCCUCAUUUUGAGAUAUAGUAUAUUUCCAUGUUAGCCCUUAUCUAUGGGCAGUUGUUCUAAAUUCAGUUUUGUAGUCUAUUGCACUGUCAUAAAAGCUCUGUUCUGGCCUCUUUAGCUGAAUUGCUUUGUUUGCCUCCCUGACAAAUGCAGGUUGAUUGUGCUGCUCUGUCCCCUUCAACCACUGCCUUGUGAUUGUCUCUCAUGGCUUUCACGUUCUCUUGCAAUGAUUGUCCCUUUCUGUCCAUUGCUGCUGGUGGCAAAGGAAAUCUGCUUAAAUUAUAUGUGACUUUCAACUGGUUGUCCAGCUCCUGUGGAUGUGAUCCAUAGCCAGUCAUACAUGUGACCUAGUAGGAUGAUGAUGAAACCUUUGCUAGGCUUGCCAGAUCAUUCUGGAGUAAAAGUGAAACCUGGAAUAAGUUAACAUGACAUUGAAAGCAAAAGCAAUUUACUGGCCUUCAUCAGUCGUGUGCCUUUUCUUAAAGAGAAUCAAUUCUUUUCACCUUUUCUUGUGUGCCGAAAGUGCCAAUUUGAUUUUUAAUGUUUUCUUCUUCUGUAGCUCUCUAAAUGUAGGCGUUGCCUUUGCUCUUCAUUAUAAAGAAAACUGCUACUAUUUUCAGGAGUAUUGCCUUUGUUUUACCACCUUUUCCUUGUCUUCUUUACAAUACUUACUUUGACUCAUCGUGCAAGUGUGGUUUUUUUCCUCUUAAUGUUCUUUUCAUUGUCUCUUCAAUAAAAGCAGGAUGGUUUUGAUAGUCUGGUCAUGGUGGUGUAUCAACAAUACAGUUUAGAAAUACAUUUUUAUGUGUAAGUUUAAAUUUUGCACUCUAUUAAAAUACACCCACUUUCUGGUUUUGCUAUGUUAAACACACCUUACCACUGCAAACCAAUUUUUGCCCUUUUUUACUUUUUCCUCUUCUUUCCCUCUCCCAUUCCUGGUUAUAUACUCCCUUUUAUUCUGAACUUUGAAGGAACCACACCAGCACCUGAAUUUUUCCCAAAGUGAAGUUCACUAUCCAAGUUCUAUGGAUGGCUUGAAGUGAGUUAAUCCAAGGACUAUUUUGUGUAGUGUGGUCUGUGUAGAAGUGUUAUCUAAGUAGUCAUCCUGAGGUAGGAACACAUGUGUUUAUGUAUAUUUAAAUUCUUUAUGAACACUCUAACUGAAUCAACUUCCUAAGAAAGUUUGAUUUCUAAACGUGGGAAGGUAAAGUGAAAUCAUGAGGGUUCCUUGGUCAUUAACAUCUUGGGGGAAAGCUUAGUGAAAGAUAAUUCAAAAGCUAUGAACAUUCCUAUGGGUUCUACUACUUACUCUGCUGUACAGUGGAAGCACUUUCUAUGUUAAAUACUUUAUUUGAACAGUGAUACCUUGAUGUGAGGAUGUCACUGUAAAAGAUUGUUACAUUUAUGGAGCUGUGUUGCUUAAAAAUUUCCUCCAGUUUUUCUGUUCCUGAUGUGAUUUAAUGUGCCAAAAUGUAAUUUCCAUGAUUGCUGAAUCUCACUGGGGUUUUAUUAACCAUUAGUGAGAAAUGACUUAAGGUUUUAUGUACAGCUAUAUUUUUAUCAAAAUGAAGUUUGAAUGUCUUGUAAAUAAAGUGUAUUUUUAAAUAAA